AUGACGUCUUUCAUUCUUAAGGAGAGUAUCUGUUUCGCACAAGAGCACGGUUCGAAAGUGUACGUGGCAUUUCAGGACUGUCGGAAAGCUUUCGACAAGGUUAUCAACAUGCUGGAGACGUCUGGUUACGGCAUCUGUGUCUUCAACAUCACGGUCAGCUCCCCUACAGUGGCCGACGACAUGCUUCUCAUAUCGCACUCCGCAAAUGGCCUUCAGGCAAUGUUGGACAUUUCUCCUGGUGCAGACAGUUUGUAUUGUCUGAACUGUCACGAUGUUUCAAGAGCGAGGAAUUGUGAACACAUUAAAGAAUGUGGCCCGCAUGAAGUAUGUGUAUCAACUCUGUAUCGAACAUCUAAUGGUAACCUAAGACGAACAGUAGGAUGUAGAGGCUCAGAUAAAUGCGGAAGCAACAAUGUCAUUGGUAAACGGGCGGAUGGUGCGGGGAUUCUUUGUGACGAAUGCUGCAAUACACCUUUUUGUCAGGCUGGCCUGUGUGGCGACGAAAAUUACAAUCAAGUCAGGGGUCCUAUUUGUUACAAUUGUGCUCACCAGCUGGACAGUAAUGAUUGCAGUAGGGUUGUUGAAUGCAGUCGCGAUGAAGUUUGCACCCAACACGCUGGGUCGAUUGGCGCGGGAUCUACCUCCGAAUGUAUGGAAAGAACUCAUUGUGAAAAGCUUCGCCAAUCGCUCCCUGCAUCAGGCUUGGAUAUAACAGGAACGAAUGGGACAUGCUUCAAUUGCUGUGAGGAUGAUAUAUGCAACAACAGCUGCACUCUGCCUACUCAAUCACCGAAUACAGCCUGUGUGGAUAGAACGCAGCUAGCCACUUGUAAGCUGGCAGCCGGUUUCGUAUGCGGGGACAAAGACAAGGCGAGGAACGCAGGCUGUCUUCAUCAUUGUGGAUACUGUUAA
Molecule: messenger RNA, 912 nt
Organism: Mya arenaria
Lineage: Eukaryota; Metazoa; Mollusca; Bivalvia; Myida; Myidae
Exons: 9
Coding region: 1-912 (303 amino acids)
Source: RefSeq, a predicted model, not a curated record